CCGACGCUGCACUCUCUCGCCGCAGCCCAUGUCGCGAGCAUGGCGGUGGAAUCGACCGACGACGAGUCGCUUGCAGCUGCCUGCGACGAGUCUCGCCCCGAAAAGGUCGCCAGGAACGCCAAGGACAACGCACCGCAGGCCUCGGACGACGACGAGGACGACGACGAGGCCGACGAGGAGCCCAAGCUCAAGUACAGUCGCCUGACGACCAACCUGGGGCCCGUCUAUCGGAAUGGCGACGCGACGAGCGCCUUCCUGGUCGCGGGGGACAAAAUGAUCGUGGGCACGCACAAUGGCAAUAUACACGCCCUCAACAUCCCGUCGUUCCAACCGCUCCGCACCUACAACGCCCACCCAGCCGCCUCGGUGACCUCGCUCUCCGUCUCGCCACUGCUGCCCUCGCAGCCCUUCUUCCAGACGCCCACGCCGCCGAAAUCCGCGGAUCGCCUGGACACGACAGCUCGGCAGAAUGCUUCGCCAGCUGGCCGUGGCACACCUCCACGCGCGCAGCGCCAGGCUCAGGUGCCUCCGACUCCCGCCAACCAGAUAUACAUCGCUUCCUCCUCCAUAGACGGGCAUGUUUGCGUGUCUUCGUUGAUUGACCCGAAAGAUGUCACAUUGCGAAACUUCGGGCGCCCUGUCCAGGCCGUGGCUCUUUCGCCCGACUACAAGGCAGACCGCUCCUAUCUUUCAGGAGGAUUGGCUGGAGAGCUUAUUCUCACCACGGGAGGCCAGCUGGGAGUCCGGUCCAACGCGAAUACCAGCUCGGCGUCUCAAACGGCUCAAGGGUGGCUUGGAGCAAUCGGGUUGGGGGGUCAUGGAGGCAAAGACACCGUCUUGCACUCUGGGGAAGGCGCCAUCAGUGCCAUCAAGUGGUCGUUAUCUGGCAAAUACGUGGCGUGGUCCAACGAACAUGGCAUUCGGAUCAUGCGUACCAACCUAUACCUGGACGGCGCAGACUCCGACUCCGCCUGGAAGAGGAUCGGUUUUAUCGACAAGCCAAAUCGCCGAAUCUGGCAAGACAUGGCUGGCGUUUGGAAGGCACGGAUGGAGUGGGUUGACGAUCAAUCACUCGAGUCUGACGACGAUGCGAUCAUGAGCAUGAAUGGGAGACACAGCGCAGGCAAGUCUGAAUCUACGCUCCCCCACCAUCGGGUGCACGAACCUGUAAAAGCGACCAAAACGAAGAAGACUGAAAAGCUGGUCAUCGGAUGGGGGGAUGCUGCCUGGAUUGUUCAUGUUCAACCUGGUGGGGCCGGUGUUGGCAGAGAUGUUGGCGAGAGGUCGGUCGGGAGCGCCGAGAUUAUUCAUUUCCUUCGUUUCGACGAUUGUGUUGUUUCUGGCAUAUCGCUUUAUACCCCUUCCUUACUUCUUGUUCUUGCAUAUCGGACGCAUGACGACGACAACAACCCCGUUGCCUCGGCUGAGACAACCCCACGGCGUGGCAUGAACCGAAGAGCAAACGGUCUCUCUCCCGAGCUCAAACUCAUCGAUGCAGCAACCUCGGACGAGAUUGAAGUAGACUCUCUGACUGUCAGUCGCUACGAGACGCUUUCUGCUGCUGAUUACCACUUGGGUACACUGUAUGUGCCGCACCCCAAGACAAUGACUCUUGCUCAGAAAAGUGCGCUGGAAGCUAUUGGCGGUGGCAUCUGGGACGUUGGCGCUGGUGCAGCCCGAGUCUUCAGCUCCGGAGCCAGCGUGUUCAACAUGCCAUUUAGUUCAGAGCCUAGGCCGCUCUCAAGAGCACCUUCAAUGUCUUCAGCAAGCGCCGGGGGAAACUCUGGAUCAUCAGCACCGGCGAAGCGACAACCACAGAUCCAUCAGAAUGCCGCCACGGCUGGCCUCAAGGUGUUCAUCCACAGCCCGUACGACUGCGUUUUGGCUAUCAAGCGAGAACUCUCGGAUCACUUCAACUGGGAGUUGGAACACGAAAACUACAAGGACGCAUGGGAACUUCUGGAGGACCAUCCAGAAAUCAUCACAUCCCCUUCACAGUUACCUUCGGAAUCGUCCCCGAUUGACAGCCCCUUGAAGAAGAAAGGAAGCUUGCAGGACUUCUUCGCCGACGAGAGCGACUCUCAGACAACCCUCUCUGCGACACGGACGAAUCUGAACUCGGCCGUCGAGAAAGAGAAGCGACGCAUCGGUGAUUUGUGGGUGCAGCAGCUCGUCAGCUCUGAUGACUGGAAACAGGCGGGUAAAAUCGCCGGUCGCGUUCUUGGUACUUCUUCACGAUGGGAGCACUGGGUGUGGAAGUUUGCGCAGACAAAUCACUUCAAUGAGAUAUCUCCGUACGUUCCCGCGAAACCGAUGCAGCCGCCACUUCCAUCGAUGGUCUAUGAGGUUGUGCUGGGCCACUACAUCAUCAAUGAUCGAAUACGCUUCAAGCACCUACUCGAGGAUUGGGAUCCAGAACUUUACGACAUUAAUAGCGUCAUAGAGGCUAUCAAGAGCAAACUAUCCGCUGGCGACGUGACGGAAGAGUCGAUCGAGAAGAAUGUGCAAGGCCGGGACUGGCGAAUCCUACAGGACGGUCUUGCGAAAUUGUUCCUCGCGAGCGGCCGACAAAGAGAAGCACUUCGAUGUUAUAUUCGUCUGCAGAACGCAGAUGCGGCGAUGAGUCUCAUACGCGACUUCCAUCUUGUGGAGGCGGUCAGAGACGAUAUCCCUGGGUUCAUUCUGAUGCGCGUCUCGAAAGAACAGAUGGAAUCCGCGCCUUUGUCAGAACUGGAAGAGACGUCAACAGAAGCUAUCGGCGUUCUUGUUGAAGAGGGCUGCAGAGGCACAAUUCCAACAGAAGACGUCGUGAAUCAAUUACAAAAACGCGGACCGACAUUCCAACCGUUCCUGUUCUUCUACCUUCGACGUCUGUGGAAGCCGGAGAUGCACGAACGUACUGGCAAGACAGCCAAGGAGCGUGUAGCUGAAGACCGUCUUGCUGCCGAUGGGAAAAUUGUGGCGGAAGCAUUUGCAGACCUCAUGGUUGAGCUGUUUGCCGAGUACGACCGUCCACUGCUAAUGGAGUACCUGCGGAAGUCGCAGAGUUUCGAUCUGAACAAGGCUACCGCUAUUUGCGAGAGGAGGGAGUACAUUCCAGAGCUUGUACAUAUUCUCUCAAAGACGGGCCAGACAAAACGCGCUCUGUACUUGAUCAUCGAAAAACUAUCCGACGUCAGCUUCGCUAUCUCUUUCGCCAAAGAACAAGACGAUCCAGACCUAUGGAACGAUCUGCUCGAAUAUUCCAUGGACAAGCCACACUUCAUCCGCGGCUUGCUGGAGGAGGUCGGCACAGCAAUCGACCCCAUCAAACUCGUCCGUCGCAUUCCCGAAGGUCUCGAAAUUGAGGGUCUUCGAGAUGGUAUCGGUCGCAUGGUCCGCGAAUACGAGAUCCAACAUUCCAUCUCCGAGGGUGUCGCCAGGGUCCUCCGAGGUGAAGUGGCAGCAGGCAUGGACACGCUCCGGGCCGGACAGAAGCGUGGUGUCAAAUUCGAGGUCGAAGCUUGUGACGAUGAGCUGGAGGCGCACAAGGGUCAUACACAUACGGGUCCUGGCAAGAGAAUCGAUAUCGAGCCUAAGGGUGUAGAUCCGAAGACUGCUGCAAAGGUACAAAACGACAACGACACCACGGCCGCACUAUCGACAAACAACGCCCCAGUCCCCGAUCCUCCUGCGCCAGAAGCUCCAGAAGCGGAGGCGCCGCCGGGUCAUUGCACGGGUUGUCGUCGUCCGUUCAUGUUGCCCACCGCGGAGGAGGAAGAUAUCAUCGAUGGUCCACUGCCGCCGUCCCGCGAUACACUUGUCGGGUUUGCAUGUGGGCACGUGUUCCAUCUUUCAUGUCUACUGCCCAAGACGAGCGCUAGUGCUAGUGUUGCUACGACGUUACAGCAACAGCUCGCGAAUGAUGCGAUGGAUAGUGGAGGAAGAUGGAGCAGGAGCGUGGGUGCCAAGGUGGCGCAUGCACAUGUAAUCAAGAGCGCAGUUGGACGGGGUUGUGUGGUUUGCAGGGAGAGGGACGAGAUGCUGGGGGAGGACUAGGGUUCUUCGUUGUGGUGUGGAGCAGGUCACCCUUGGGCUGUGGAGAAUGAGGUGUAUAUACGUGGAGCGGACAUGUUUGGCUAAUUAAACUUGAGCGGGCCUGUGAAGUUGUUUUACGGUGAGAAUUGUGCUUGCAUAUUUUAGCAUCAUAGUGAGGCGGGGUGGAGUUUUAGUUGCAUUGGAUUAUCGAGGACUGCCGCAC
This is a messenger RNA of Dothidotthia symphoricarpi CBS 119687, 4240 nucleotides long. Its product is annotated as vacuolar assembly protein-like protein. Bases 40 to 4038 code for a protein of 1332 amino acids. Gene Ontology annotation, biological process: endosomal vesicle fusion; protein targeting to vacuole; vesicle-mediated transport. The transcript is spliced from 5 exons. Gene Ontology annotation, molecular function: protein binding. The record is from RefSeq and is a predicted model, not a curated record. Gene Ontology annotation, cellular component: late endosome; HOPS complex. NCBI's taxonomy places the organism in Eukaryota, Fungi, Ascomycota, Dothideomycetes, Pleosporales, Dothidotthiaceae.